This is a messenger RNA of Biomphalaria glabrata, 4899 nucleotides long. RefSeq names its product large proline-rich protein BAG6-like. Gene Ontology annotation, cellular component: BAT3 complex. The coding region runs from base 63 to 4058 and encodes 1331 amino acids. Gene Ontology annotation, molecular function: misfolded protein binding; polyubiquitin modification-dependent protein binding. Lineage: Eukaryota; Metazoa; Mollusca; Gastropoda; Planorbidae. The transcript is spliced from 26 exons. The record is from RefSeq and is a predicted model, not a curated record.
UCAAAUUAAAAAGUCACAGGUCUGUCCAAGGCAGCAAAUUGUAAAAAAGAUUUUUAGAGAAAAUGGCUGCAGAAUCAUCUUCAUCAGCCAUGAUAGACAUCACAGUUAAAACGUUAGAUGGACUAAAUCGUACUUUCACUGUUCCAGAAAAUAUUAAUGUUCGUCAAUUCAAGGACAAAAUCAGUGGAUCAAUUGGAAUCACUGCUGAUGCACAGAGGCUCAUUUUCCAGGGCAAAGUAAUGCAAGAUGAGAAGAUUUUAAAGGACUAUGAUAUUCAUGGUAAAGUUAUCCAUUUGGUUCAAAGACCUCCUCCAUCAACACUAACUGGAGCAACUCACACAACAGCCUCAUCAACAGAUGCCAAUCCCCCAGGAAGAACACACAUCCCAAUAGAUAGCAACCUUUUUGAUGUACAGAUUCACCUUGGGCGUAUGAACCAAUUGACACCUAAUAACAGAGAGGCCAGAGCUAGAAUAAGACAAGCAGACUUUAACCUUGGCCUGAUAAAUGACCUUCUCACACUUCUGGAGCAGUCCUCAAACAAUGCUACAGCUGAAGAGCAAUCAGCUGCCUCUGCUGGCACCAACAACCAGGCUGAAUCCAUGGAUACCACACCAACUGCUGAGACAGAGAGACAGGAGCCUGAAGGAAGUACCACACCACAACAGAGAAGUACAGAUACAUCUAAUGGAGAAGGAAGCAGACGCACUCUUAUUUUCCACAGGGUAUUCUUAGCUACAGAACUGGCAGAUUUCCUGGACAGGUUAUUGAUCAUAAAUGAAAGGAUUGUUCCUUACAUCAGACGUUACAGAGAUCUUCUUAGGAGUGAAGAAAACUUCACAGAGACAUCUACAGAUGCCCAAAAUGCUCAUGAAGUUGUGAAUCGAAUGUCUGAGGCCUUACAUGCCAUGAGUCAUGUGUUUCAUAGUCUAAGUGAUGUCACUGUAGAUAUGUCCACCAGUGUACCCAGGCAAGGAGUGGCUACUCCUCCUGCACCAUUUCACCUUCCAGGGACAACUAGCAUGGCUAUACCUAUACAUAUGAAUGUGAGAGCCAGGCAAAAUGGCAAUGGUAACAGACAGCGGUCUCAGGAGACAGCAAGCACAACCACCACUAGUUCAACUACUACCAACCCAGCUACACAUGCCACAGUCUCUGGUGGAACAACCCCUGUUAUCAGUUUCUCAGGUGGCAGAAACACUGUCCCAGAUCUGAGCAAUUUUACAAUUCCUCCUGUGACUGUACCAUUGACCAGCACAGGGGAUUCAGCCAUGAUGGUGGAAGUAUUCCCUACAGGAGUGACGGUGCAUGAUAUCAGAGCAGUUGUUACCCAGGAAGUAGUGGACGGACAGGAUUCUAAUAGUGACAGUGGGCCAUCUAACAUCACUGUUGUGUCUGCAGCUACCAUUGACCCAGUUGUAGUCACAGCCACACCCAACCCAAACCCAUCAUCAACUGCUUCGACACCCUCCUCUGCUGUGCCGCCUCCACCACCCCCAUCUACCCCACGCACCACAGAUGCUGCCAGCUUCACAACCACAACCUCUUCCUCAUCCACGUCAACCUUCACCUUCAGCCCAACAACCAGUGUGAAUAUUGCUGGUGUUCCUCCUGGUAUCGGCAUUGCCCAGAUGCCCAACUUGCCAGGUCUGCCUACAGGAAUGUUGCAAAAUAUUUUAGGAUCAAUUCUCAACUCUCAUGGUGUGCGUCCAGGCCAGCCUGUCCAAGUCAAUGUCCACCAGGUGACCUCAACACCUGCAGGUCUAAGUACUAGAGUAUUAAACCGUUCUCACAGGCAACAUCAGGCUAGUGAUAUUCCCCUAGAUGGAGACAUUCAUGUUGGAGAAGGUCUAACACUACCUAGAAACCAGCCCACUGCUGAUGCAUCACUUCAGACUUCUGGGACUUACACUGAUGCCCAGUCAGCCCCCCGCACUGAUGCAUCCACCAACACCUCACAACAAAAUGUUAACACUGGUAACUCUGCCAACUCCAGCAUCAACUCCAACUCUGGCCUUAGCUUUGCUUUCAACACUAACAGGGAUGGCAGCUUUUCACGCAGAACAGACCCAAGCAGCCCCUCUCACAGUCGCCUUAGUGCCAGUCUACGUCAGAAUCUUCAGAGACCUACUGGGACUAGGGACUCUGGCUCACAAGCAUCAACACCUAGACAUCAGGCCUCACAUAUGCGAACCCCAGGACAAAACCCAUUUUCUGCCCGUGGCUAUGUAGACCCAUAUCUUCCCUGUGCUUCUAACUUCUACACUUCUGAACUGGCAAGAAAUGCUUUCAGAAACAUACAAAUACAGAUGCAGUCUAGAGGACAGCCACAACCUCAACAGGUUCCCAACUUAAGUACCAUGGUGUCAGGCAUGAUGGGAGAAAUUAUAGAACAUGUUGAACAAGUCUCAGCUCAACAAGCUCUCAGCAAUAGUAAUAGAGCCCCUGCACCACCCCAGUCCACACCAACGUCAGCAAGCUCUGGUUCAACAACAAGCACAAGUCAAUCUGGCAGUACAGCCAACACUAAUCCCUUGUUCCAUCCAAUGGAGCUUCUGUCCAGUAUGAUAGGCUCAAACAUGAGUGGGGGACAAAGGGGAGCAGGACCAUUUGAUUUUGGUGCCAUGCUGGGCAAUUUUAUGAAUCCAAGGGCAACAAGUGAUACUGCCACUACAGCUCCUCCAGGGACUUUGGCUCAUCUCUUUACAUCUCUUAGGCAAGCCAAUGGUCAGGCAACAGAUGAAAACAAUGUCAUCCUGGGCCUAAUAGAAGCCAUUGCUCCACACAUGAGACUUACUGAUCUCUUUCAACUUGUUACUGGGGACUCACAGGUGUUGGCCAGGCUUCGGGUUCCUUUGAGAGAUUUUGUCAGGAGCAAGAUCACUCAGCAUGGUUCUGUGGAGAGAGUUGUGGAGAUUACACUAGAUGACAUGAACACUGAGAUACGUUAUAUGCAGGGUUUAGUGCAAGUAAGAAGUGGAGUGGACAUGGCAGCAUCCAUACGCAACUGUCUUAAGUCACAUCUAGUCAACCUGUUCUCAGCCGUCAAUUCUAAUGAUAUUCCCGAUGACAGAUUUGGUCAGCGUCUUUAUGAACUCUGGAUGAAAAUGAUGGCAGAAACUAUAGCUCUGUGUGUAUACUGUAUUCAAGAUGGUCAAGUAGGAUUUUCCAACAUGGUGCAACGCUAUAUGCCUCAUAUGACACAAGACAUGAACCCACAGAUAACAUGGUGGAUGACGACAUCACUGAGAGAUAUACUGGGGGCUUUCUACCUCAACCACCCAGUGCCAGAGAGUGAUAUUUUACCUUACGUCAUUCUGUUAGCUCCAAGAAGUGUAGAAUCUUCCAGCACAUCAACAACAGCCAAAGAAACAUUAAGUUGUAAUAAGUCAGCAUCCACUCCCAGGGAUGAUGCCCAGUCUGUCCUGACCUCGAUGGAGGUAGGCUCCUCUCCAUCCCCUCAGCCACCCAAAGCUAAAAUCCCAAGGACAGCUGCAGCUGAUGAUGAUGCCAAUGAACUCUUUUUAGAUGCACAGGAAUCUGUUAGUGGGCCAGCAACACCCAGGAGUCGCCCCACAACCAUUACAAGUAGCAAUCAAAGUACAGCAGGAGCUGUCGGUGGUGCCAGGAUUGUUAAUGGUAGAGGUACUACAGAUGAUUGGCAGUCAGUAAUACCACAGCAAUGGAUUCCAGUGAUUAGUCAAGACAUAGUCAGGCAACAGGAGCAGAGACCACAGCCACCAUUGAGUGAUGCAUACCUCCAAGGACUGCCAGCCAAACGUAGACGUAUGAUGACCUUAGAACACGCAGGAGAAAUGGGAAACAUGCCCCAAUAUUUUCCUGCUGCCAUAGCUCGGGCUGCAAGAGCUGCUGGUGUGGAACCAAUCAGCAGUGAAGAAAAUCUUCUUCAUGAAGCUACCGUGAACCAUGAACUGCAGGCUGACCUUGAAAGAGAAGUGGCUUCAGUCUUAGAAAGACGUCUUUCAUCCGACACUGACUUCAAUAGUGAUAGAUUUCCCAACACUCAAGAAUAUUUUCACAAGUCCAAGAGGCAUUAAAUUGAAUGAAGGCAUUAAUAUGUAUAUUUGAGAUUAUGUGUUAGCUAAUGCUUUCAAUAUUUUAACAUUCAUUUCAAUACCUACAAUGGAAACAGUUGUUUGGGGAAAUGAGGCAUUUUCAUUGUGCUUUCUUAUGGCUCUUCUAUCAAGUUUGUUGGAAACUCAUUUAAUAAACAUCUGUUGCUUUAUGAAUCAACCAGAGCUAAAUUGACAUUUUGUAUUUCUUAAGCUGUAGAAAAAUAUGUGCGGGUUGUGUUGGCUACACAUUCUUCUUUUUAAUCUUCUCCUUUCAUUUUUGGUGAGAGAUUUUUUAAAAUUUCUUUUAACAUCUUUCCACUAGCCAUCACAGAUGGGAGGAGGUCCACUUGGAAUGAAAGUUUCAAAGUUUUCCUGACAUUGUUUUCCUACUUGUGACAUUCAAAAAACAAUUGUAACAAGUUACUAAACAUUUAGGUUUACUUUAUUAUUUGUUGUUGUUCAGGGAAACACAAUUCCAGUAUAUAUAAAACAUUCAAAAUAAUUGGCUUUUUCAUCUGCAAAACUUGGGGGGAGGGGUAACAUAUGUGGUUUAUAUUUAUUUUAUUCAUUUGAACAGCUCCUAGAAACUUUUUUUUUGGCUUGUAAAUAUUUUUAUCAUGCACUUUCUAGCAAUGAUACUUUGUCAUAAACAAAUGUCUGGAAUUCUUUUGUAUUUUGUCUUCAAUUUUAGAAUUCAGGCUCACAGGACACUAUGUACAAUUUGAAGACUUGAGAAACACAAGAUUACAAAUCUAUUGAUGAAGUUUCAAUGUUACAUUUCUGUGUUUACGUAUGCUAAUAAAUUGAGUGAUUUUUAAUUCUA